Lottia gigantea (owl limpet) is the source of this 711-nucleotide messenger RNA. RefSeq lists its product as hypothetical. Gene Ontology annotation, cellular component: mitochondrial large ribosomal subunit. Gene Ontology annotation, molecular function: structural constituent of ribosome. The record is from RefSeq and is a predicted model, not a curated record. The transcript is spliced from 5 exons. Lineage: Eukaryota; Metazoa; Mollusca; Gastropoda; Lottiidae. The annotation marks the transcript as partial.
UGGGAUCUAUUUGGAGCUGUGUGUUUAGAGCGGAGGCCAAUUAUAACAAAAGAAAUGACUGAUUAUGAGAAGAAAAUGAGUGACUUUCUGAGUAAAUUAGAACUAGAAAACAGUUUGCUGUCUGAUCAUGAACUGAGAUUUCGAGAUGAUAAGUUACAUGCAAAAAGAAUAAAGUUAGAAGAAUUAACAGUGGAAGAAUUAGAGAAUCCUAGAGAAAUGGCUGUUGAAGCAGAAGACAAAUGGAAGACUGAGUUAGAAGAGUUUACCUUCGCACCUAGAAGGACAGUUGCUGAUGAAAAGGAUGAUAGAAAAUCAACAGAAAGAAAAUUAGAUGAGAAACUGAUAUUGAUUGUUAAACAGAGACUUGGUAAAACAGAUGUAUGGGCUUUACCACACUCACAAUGGUUAGAUGGAGAAUCAAUGAGACAGACAGCUAAUAGAGCCUUAGAUUCACAAUGUGGAGACCAGAUUAAAUCAUGUUUUAUAGGAAACGCACCUUGUGGCUUCUUUAAAUACAAAUAUCCUAAAAAAGUAGUAAAUGAGAGUAUUGGUAGAAAGGUAUUUUUCUUUAAAGCCCUAUAUGAGAAUGGACCAGUGAAGUUGAAGGAAGGAGAUGUUUCAGACUAUUUAUGGGUAACAAAAUCAGAAUUAUCAGACUACAUGAAUAAACAAUAUCUAAAUAAUAUCAGUGAAUUUAUAGUGGACUUAUAG